This is a messenger RNA of Umbelopsis ramanniana AG, 834 nucleotides long. RefSeq lists its product as uncharacterized. Gene Ontology annotation, molecular function: carboxylic ester hydrolase activity; palmitoyl-(protein) hydrolase activity. The record is from RefSeq and is a predicted model, not a curated record. Gene Ontology annotation, biological process: protein depalmitoylation. The transcript is spliced from 6 exons. Gene Ontology annotation, cellular component: cytoplasm. NCBI's taxonomy places the organism in Eukaryota, Fungi, Mucoromycota, Umbelopsidomycetes, Umbelopsidales, Umbelopsidaceae. The coding region runs from base 32 to 712 and encodes 226 amino acids.
AUCAGCUCUCCUACGGCCUACAAUCAACAACAUGGCAGCGUCACUCAAGUCAGUUUUGAUCCAACCAAAGGCAGCACAUACAGGCACUGUCAUUUGGCUUCAUGGUCUUGGAGACAGUGGAGCGGGAUGGUCCUUCAUGGCCGAGCAUUUGGCCACGCAAUUCCCCAACAUCAAAUGGGUGCUUCCAAAUGCACCCAAUAUUCCCAUCACUCUAAAUGGAGGAUAUCGUAUGCCUGGAUGGUUCGAUCUGACUGGGUUGACUUUCAGUGAGAAAAUGGUCGAAGACGAAAAAGGCAUGUUGAGUACCGUAAGCACAGUCAAUCAGCUUAUUCGUAGCGAAGUGGAUAGUGGAACUCCAUCGAACCGAAUUGUCCUUGGAGGCUUUUCUCAAGGAUCUGCAAUGUCUUUGCUGACCGGACUUACAUCAGAAUACAAAUUUGCUGGCAUCAUCGGUUUGAGUGGAUGGCUUCCUUUGCACUCAAAGAUAUCCGCGAUGGCCAGCGAUGCUAACAAGAAGACCCCUAUUUUUAUGGGACACGGUGACAUCGAUCCGGUUGUGCAGUUCGCAUAUGGAUCACAAUCAGCUGCUGCACUUAAAGCCAAGGGCUACAAUGUUGACUUUCACAGUUAUCCUGGCGUUGUGCAUACUGCCAGCGACGAGGAAAUUGCAGAUGUUGCCAACUUCUUGAAGAAGGUUUUGCCUUCUGUUUAAAAUUCAAUGAUUGAGGAGAAGUUCAUUGCAACUGGAUACCUUGAUUUCCUGAGAGUAGUAGAUGGUGUAAUACAGUCUAGAGGACAAUAAAAUUAUUCACAACUGAGCAUAUGUUGGCCGUG